AUGGCGACGACGGCGACGCCAACGAAUAAUCCGCUGACGACGCAACGGGGCGCCGCGCCCUUGACGACCGUAUUCACAACUCCAGACUUCUGCAAGGAGCUGUACUGGACCGACACUGUCACGCCGCCGCUCUCGAGUGUCGUGUGCAUGCCGACGUCGUGGAAGCAGGUAUUCGACUACCAGUGGGGUUAUUACUCCCCGGGCAUCUGUCCGUCGGGGUACACGGAAGGGUGCUCGUUCCCAACUUCAUUGGCGUCUUCGAAGGACGGUAAUGUCAGACUGGGAGGGUCUGUUAUCGCGGGCGAGACGGCGAGACUGUGCUGUCCGACCGGCCAUGUGUGUUAUACCGGCACCGACUAUCCGUAUAGCAAGUGCAUCUCGACAAUCCCGACGACGUCUUACUACGACAUCGACAACAAGCCUACGUCGGCCCUGGCAACAGUGUUUGCGGUGCAGGUCAGGUGGCAGGCUUCGGAUUUGAGUAAUCUGGAAACGGAUCCGACGGUUCCGGGCGCCACAUACACAGGACCGAGAUCGACAGGAGGAGGAGGUAUUAGCGGCGCAACGGCGACCGCGACGGGGACUGUGGUUACGGGUACGGACGGAUCGGUAUCUACCGUCUCGCCAUCUAUCGCAACGGCGACCGCAACAUCAGAAGGGUCCGGUAGCGGCGACUCGGAUGGCGGCGGAGGCGGGUUUUCCCUCGGUACGACGAUUGCUAUCGCCGUGGGGUCCGUGGCCGGGACGUUAGCGCUGGUGUUGAUCGCAUUCAUGAUCUUUUGGCGAAGGAGAAAGAGGAGGGAGCGGAGCAACAGCGUCGACAAGCCAGACUCGUUGUCGCCCCCGAUGUUGGCGGCGCACAAGGCAGGCGGCUCUGGGAAAACGUCGCUGGAUAUUGUGUCUCCGGGCACAGCGACGUCGGGCAGCGCGACAAUGGUAGCGCCACACUCUCCCAACCCGAACGCUUCGCAGCUGGAUUCGACGAAUGUGGUGGAGAUGGAAACCAUGGAAAGGCCGCAAGAGCUGCCGGAGGAUUACGUCGUCGAGCUGGAGGGCGACAUGCCGGGCCCGCCAUUAUACAGGGAGAAGGAGGGUUGGCCCCUGAGAUGA
Messenger RNA from Colletotrichum karsti, 1110 nucleotides. RefSeq lists its product as uncharacterized. Lineage: Eukaryota; Fungi; Ascomycota; Sordariomycetes; Glomerellales; Glomerellaceae. The transcript has a single exon. The coding region runs from base 1 to 1110 and encodes 369 amino acids. The record is from RefSeq and is a predicted model, not a curated record.